UUGAGCGACGGAGGAUCAGACAUUACUGCCUACGACCUGCGCCACAUCGAGACUGACGACGACGAGACGGUGGAUCCCAAUUGGACGGUUGUGGAAGACGUGUGGACCAGUGGAGGCGACGCCCUGGAGUACACGCUCACCGGACUCACAGUCGGCACCGAGUACGACAUCCAGGUGCGGGCUGUAAACGCCGUGGGAGACGGGCCCUGGUCGGCAACUGUCACUGCAACGCUAACCACCGUGAGCACCUGCGCUGCGGGAGUCGCGGUGCCAGAUCCGACCAGCAACCCCGGUCUGGUGUCCGACUGCGAGUCACUGCUUACGUUGCUCGACACCCUGGUGGAGGGCACUGUGUUGAACUGGUCGGAGGAUACUCCCAUCGCGCGGUGGGACGGCGUCAGGCUCGCUGGGACGCCGCAGCGCGUGACUCGGCUGGUGCUCCCUGGCAAAGGCUUGAGAGGGACGAUUCCCCCCGAUUUGGGCAGGCUCUCUAUGCUCACCGACCUGAACCUCCGCAGCAACGCCUUGACUGGCGAGAUUCCUGAAGAAUUAGGUAACCUGACCAACCUCAGAGUUCUGAACCUUCACAGCAAUAAACUGAGCGGUGACUUACCGGAUCUAAGCCGCAUAACCGGCCUAGAGGAGUUGUACCUACCGAACAACUACGACGAGACGGUUCAAGACAGCGGCCUGACGGGCACCGUCCCGACGUGGCUGAACGGCAUGACCAAGAUGAGGGAACUUUGGCUCUGGGGCAACCAGUUGAGCGGCACGAUUCCAGACCUGAGCGGCAUGACCAGCCUGCAAAAGCUGAAGCUGGCAAACAACAUGCUGACGGGCGGCGUCCCUGACGGGUCGAUGCUGCCUCCGAACGUGACGUGGCUGAUCAUCGACAGGAACCCGCUGGGCGGUGGGAUACCGGACCUGAGCGAGCUGACGAGCCUGAAGCUCCUGUGGCUGCACAGCAACGGGCUGACGGGUUCGAUCCCGGCGGGUGACAUGUUGCCCCCGAACGUGGACGACCUCAACCUGCGCGACAACAUGCUGUCGGGUGAGAUUCCGGACCUGAGCGGUCUGGACAAGGCGACGCGAGUGCGGCUGCACGGCAACGACCUGACCGGUGAGAUCCCGGCCACUCUGGGCGACUUGGACAGCCUGCAGUCCUUGUGGCUGCAUGGGAAUAUACUGACAGGGUCGAUUCCGAAAGAGUUGGGAAGCCUGACCAAUUUGCAGCGGCUGUGGCUGAGUGAUAACAAUCUGUCGGGUCAAAUACCGGUGGAGUUGGGUGAUUUGAGCAGCCACAGCCUUGUUCAGUGGCGACUCAGUGGAGAAGAGCACCAAUUCACCGGCUGCCUACCGGCAGGACUGGCGGAAGUUAAAGACACCGAUUUCAACAGUUUGGGCCUACAGGUGACGGAAGAUUGGGUACCGUUCUCCGUCGCCGGCGGUUGGACGCAGGCCGUACUCCAGAAAGAGAGCGAUGUCCUGCGGUACUACGAAGCGGCCAUAUGGGAGGAGACGGAUUCAGUUCAUUUGUACGCGUUCCCCAACGACUAUGAUGGGUUAUUCGGCUGGGAGGAAGAUGUCCCCGAUGCCGAUGUGAUCGCCUACCGGGAACAGUAUGCGAUCAGCGUCCACAGCGAUAUGCCGGAAAUGUGGGGCGACAGGCGUAGUGAUUUCCUGCGGAUAGCGUUUGAGGAUUUCGUGUCACGGUUGGUGGAACUCCAUCCAGAGGCGGACCACCAUCUGAUGUACAGCGGACACGGUGGCCCCGGGGGCAACCUCUUCGCAGGGCAGCUGAAGCAUGACGACGCUGGCGCCUUCCUCGCAACCUGGACGCGCCUGUUGGGCAAGCCUCUGGGCGUCAUUGACAUGGGAGGACCGUGCAACAAGGGCGGAUAUGAGGACCUGGCCAACUUCUGUAGGCACGCGAGCUACUACGUCGCGUCCGAUUUGCCCAACGGAGGCUAUUCUGAGAUGAUUGGACAUUGGAGAAGCACCACGAAACCGACCCUGAAACGCAGUACCACCGACUUCUAG
Molecule: messenger RNA, 2040 nt
Organism: Geodia barretti
Lineage: Eukaryota; Metazoa; Porifera; Demospongiae; Tetractinellida; Geodiidae
Source: the annotation of a GenBank genome assembly